This is a messenger RNA of Rhineura floridana, 6878 nucleotides long. It is a transcript of the gene ULK1, whose product is annotated as unc-51 like autophagy activating kinase 1. Gene Ontology annotation, cellular component: cytoplasm; autophagosome. The coding region runs from base 1117 to 4257 and encodes 1046 amino acids. Gene Ontology annotation, molecular function: ATP binding; protein serine/threonine kinase activity. Gene Ontology annotation, biological process: autophagosome organization; autophagy; peptidyl-serine phosphorylation. The record is from RefSeq and is a predicted model, not a curated record. Lineage: Eukaryota; Metazoa; Chordata; Lepidosauria; Squamata; Rhineuridae. The transcript has 28 exons.
AUCCCAUCGCUUGCCUUUAGGUGGCUGUUGCUGUCUCCAUUGAGCGGAGCCUCUCGCUCCUUGCUCGCCACGGCGCCUGCGCUCCCAGGAAAAGAAAUAAAUAACCCAAAGCGGCUGAGCGGAGCUUCUCUCCUGCGUCUGGAGCCUCGCAGAUCUUUUGUCUGAAGCCGAAAGAGCAGCGGCUGCUCUGCGGAUCCUCUCCCUGCCAGCGAGCCAGAAGGAGCCUUGGGUGGACUUUCCCCUUCCUUUCCCAAGAAGGACCACAAGAGGGAUUCAGCCGCCCUCUCGGAGGAUUCCAAAAAAGGGGGCAUCCCCGGCGCGCAUCUGGGCAGCUGUUUGUACAAACAAGCAACAACAAAAACUGGUUGGAGGAGGAGGAGGAGGGGGGCAGAGAGCGGGGGAAAACAGCAGCGCUUAAGGUGGACUUGGUCUUAAGGUGGAUUGCUUGGUCUUUUUUUAAGGUGGACUUUCUUUUAAGGUGGAUUUGACGUCAAGGUUGGAGCGACUCUGUUUCGGAUAUGCGCGUCUUGCAUCAGCCUGACUUUUAAGGUUGGGAUGGUUGGGGAUGGGUCGAUGUUUGUAACAAGGCGGUCCAACGACAGGACGAUCUCUUUAUAUUGUUAGGCUUAUUCACGAGGUUAUAAUUUGAGGUCUCGGCUAUUUUCUUUUAUUUUUUAAAAAAACAUUGUUAAAUUCUCCCAAUUUCCUGGCAAAAAAAUGAGGAAAACUUGGUAGCCGGGACUCGAACGCUUUCCUCUCCCGUCCCUUCGUAACAAUGAGUAAAUCCCGGCUUUUUUUCAGAAACAGACAGUCGAUGGCAGGAGAAGAGGUGGAAGUCCAGAGCCAAAAAUUUAGUUGCCGAGAGUUGGACAGGAGAGAAGUGUUACUUUUUCAAGUUUCUAGCUCCUCUUGAUUAUUCUUGAAAGAGGGCGGGGGUGUCUUUUCAAGAGUUGCUAUUAUUAGUGUGUGCGAUUUCCCCCCCCCCCCUUUAACAAAGAGGGAUUUGGGAGGCCUUCGAUUCCCCCCCCCUUUCCCCUCUUUUCAGCUAUAUAUAUUAUUGUUAUUAUUACCAAGCUCCAUCUUGCAUUCACGCUGGAGAGUCACCCGAAAAAAGGCAUGGAAACGAUUGGGAAAUUUGAGUUCAGCAGGAAAGAUUUGAUCGGGCAUGGGGCUUUUGCCGUCGUUUUCAAAGGGAGACACAAAGAGAAACCUGAAGUGGAGGUAGCAAUAAAAUGCAUUAACAAGAAAAACUUGGCAAAAUCCCAAACUCUCUUGGGGAAGGAAAUCAAAAUACUCAAGGAACUGAAGCAUGAAAAUAUUGUUGCCUUGUAUGAUUUCCAGGAAAUGGCCAACUCUGUGUACUUGGUUAUGGAGUACUGCAAUGGUGGUGACCUGGCAGAUUACUUGCACAGUAUGAGGACCCUUAGUGAAGAUACAAUCCGACUCUUUCUCCAGCAAAUUGCUGGUGCCAUGAAGGUGUUACAUAGUAAAGGGAUAAUCCACCGGGAUCUGAAACCUCAAAAUAUUCUUCUUUCUUUCGCGGGUGGCAAAAAAUCAAACCCCAAUAACAUUCGUAUAAAGAUCGCUGAUUUUGGAUUUGCACGCUAUCUGCAGAACAAUAUGAUGGCAGCGACACUCUGUGGCUCCCCGAUGUACAUGGCCCCAGAAGUCAUUAUGUCCCAACACUAUGAUGCCAAAGCUGACCUAUGGAGUAUUGGCACCAUCAUUUACCAGUGUCUGACAGGAAAAGCGCCCUUCCAGGCAAGCAGCCCUCAAGACCUUCGGCUCUUCUAUGAGAAAAACAAGAUGCUAAUGCCCAACAUCCCAAGGGAGACGUCAACCCACUUGAGGCAGCUGCUGUUAGGACUUUUGCAACGGAAUUACAAGGACCGCAUGGACUUUGAUGAAUUUUUCCACCACCCUUUCUUGGAUGCAAGUGCCUCUAUGAAAAAAUCUGCUUCGGUGCCAAUGCCUUCUUAUCCAAGCUCUGGCUCUGGGAGUUCGUCCAGCAGCUCUUCCACGUCCCAUUUAGCAUCUCCUCCUUCCCUCGGAGAGAUGCCGCAACUUCAGGAGAAGGCUUUAGCCUCUCCUACCCAGGGCUCUCCAGCCUUUCUUCAUGGGUCGAAGGAAUCGGCUGGCAGCAGCAGCAAGAAUUCCUCCUCUGACACAGAUGACUUCGUUAUGGUGCCAGCCCACUUUUCAAGUGAUAUUGCUGUGGAAGCUGCAGGAGGAAAACCCAUCCAGGACAGCCUGAUGUGUAGCGGGAGUUCCCUGGUAACUUCAGUGGGCUUGGAAAGCCAGGGAAGAACCCCAUCCCCUUCACCUCCACACAGCAGCUCUCCUAGCCCAUCAGGUAGGCCUGGCCACUUUUCAUCAAGCAGCAAAUAUGGACCGUCGGUGCCCAUCCCAGUCCCCACGCAGAUCCACAACUACUGGCGGAUUGAGCAGAACCUUCAGUCUCCUAAUCAAUACACUUCGCCACGGUCUGGAACAGUCAGAAGAUCGAGCAGCAGCAGCCCGCUUGGUUUCAUAAAGGCCAGCCCUUCUCCUCCUUUCGCUGGUGGAGAGCACGGAGCUGUUCCAACCUCCAGAAGAUUUUCCUUUGGUGGCGCUAAGCCUUACACACCAUCCCCACAAGUUGGAACAAUUCCAGAGCAGCCUGAUCAGACUGUUACUCCUUCUCCUCCCUUUGGAACAGAGAUGAGAAGCCGGGUGCCCAUUCCUGGUGCCUCAGUCCCUGACCCUUCCCCACGAGGGAUGGGCUCACGUCUCCACAGCGCUCCCAAUCUGUCAGAUUUGCAUUCCUGCCGGCGGAAGAUUACCAAGCAGUACUCUGAUCCUCUAGUCGCCCAUUUCAGCCACGCCACGGCUGGCCAGCCUGCACAGGCGCAGGUCCUGCAGCCUUGCCGCCCGCUGAGGUCUUCGCCAAAGUUUUCUGAAUUUAUGCAGAGGAGUCCCUUGCCAACUAUAAUGGGCUCCCCGACAAAGGCAAUGUCACCCUUUGAAUUCACUAAAACCCCAAGCUCCCAGAACCUGCUCGCCCUUCUGGCCCACCAGGGUGUCAUGAUAGCCCCAACGAGGAACAAGACUCUGCCAGACUUGAAGGAGAUGGGCCACUUCCACUGCCAGCAGGCAGGCCUAGGCUUGAGGCCUACGGAUGAAGUCAAGGGCAGGUCGCUUAGCACCGGCCGCCUCACUGAUCUACUUCUCAAAGCUGCUUUUGGGGAAGCCGGCAGCAAUGACAGCUUGAACAAUGAGAGGCCCAUGGAAAUCACAGCACCUUCUACUGUGUAUGGAGGAAACCUACACUCUGGGGCCAGGGAUGGUGGCUCUGCAAGCCCCUCCCCAGUGGUCUUUACUGUUGGAUCCCCUCCCAGUGGGAUGACACCACCCCAGACCACCAGGACCAGAAUGUUUUCAGUGGGGUCUUCUAGCUCCCUGAGUUCCGGAGGAUCUUUCAGUGGACGGCACUUAAUCAUGGGGGCUGCUGGGGAUUUGCUCGAAGCCCCGUCGGGUGUCAGGUACACUUUGGCUGAUCCCGUCACUGCCAACCUGGAAGGAGCAGUUACCUUUGAAGCACCUGAGCUACCAGAGGAGACGCUCAUGGAACAAGAGCACACGGACAUCCUUCGCAGCUUGCGGUUCACUCUGGCCUUUGUCCACUACGUUAUGGAGAUUGCAGCCAUCAAAGGGAGCGCCAGCGAGAUGAGUAGUUCGGUGGCUGCUGAGUACCAACUCCAGGAGAGUGUCGUGGCUGACCAGAUCAGCCUACUCAGCAAAGAAUGGAGCUAUGCAGAACAACUGGUGCUGUACCUGAAGGUAGCAGAGUUGCUGUCCUCCGGUCUGCAGAUGGCCAUAGACCAGAUCCGGGCAGGCAAGCUGUGCCUCUCCUCCACCGUCAAGCAAAUUGUGAGGAAGCUCAAUGACCUGUAUAAAUCCAGUGUGUCCUCUUGUCAUUGCCUGAACAUGAGGUUGCAAAGAUGGUUCUUGGAUAAGCAGAAGCUCAUGGAUCGCAUCAACAGCAUCACAGCUGAAAAGCUCAUCUUCAGCCACGCUGUGCACAUGGUUCAGGCAGCAGCGCUGGAUGAGAUGUUCCAUCACAGAGAGGAUUGUGCCCAACGAUACCACAAAGCGUUGCUGCUCAUGGAGGGACUCUUGAACAUCAUCACCGAGCAAGGUGACAUCGAGAACAUUAAUAAAUGUAAAAUGUGCAUUGAACGCAGGCUAUCGGCUCUCCUAUCCGGGAUCUGUGCGUGAUGAAAAAGCCUGUUGCCCUUAGCUCUGCAGGUUAUCACUUUCGGUCUCUAAACACAUGCUGCUGAGAUGGGUGAGCCCUAUUUGAGCGAGCCCCUUGGCGACAAUUUUUUUCAGAUGUGAUGUCCCUGUUUUGGCACGAUUCAAGGAGAACUUGCCCAACACAACACCCCCCAGCUUGGACAUCGGCUCUCUCCGCCUCUCUUUUUCAGGGACAGCAGCAAGAAUUGUUACGAUAUUUUUGUCUGAAUACAAAGUAGGGGGAAAGGUGGCGACAGAUACAGAAGGCUUGUUCCACCCACCCCACUCACCAUUUGGUGGAAGAGAGCUGGAGAAAUACAUUUUGAAAAGGAUCAAACGUCCUUCAUGCUUUGAUUGCAGAGGACAGAGCUGUCGCUGAGCUGGCCUUGUCCUGAGUGUUGGGGAUGCUCUAGCACCAUGGUCCACUGCUGGCAGUGGAUGCAUCAAACGCUUCUGCCAUGGAAUGAAGAAGUUUCUCCAGAAGGGGACACCGUUAUUUAGAAAGAAUGUCAAUUUUACAGUCUAGGCCAGUUAUGUCCUCACCCCCCAUCUGCUGAUAGCCAAUCACUUGGGAGCGUUCUAGGGCACUGCAAUUUGUCUGCUUUUAUGACGCUCUCCCUUCUUGCUGCAUGGGAAGAACAACAGCGAUCACAUGGCGGUGAAAGCCCCAAGCUCACCUUGCUUGAGAAACAUUGGCUCUUUAGUCUUCUACAGCAGUGCUGGAAAUCUUGAGUUCAGAGUACCUCACCUGCAUGACAGACAGAAGCAGGAGGGUCGGGUGGGAGGGAAGCCGUUCGUCAUUUACUGUUGGAUAUGGACAGAGCUAAAGAUAACUUUUUAUAUAGAUAGAGCUAUAUCUAAAUACAGACUGGAGCAACAAAACGUGACUCUAAACUAUAUUGCAUCGGUCUCAAAUAGCCAAAAUGUUUUUCGUCACCCAAAAGGGAGUUGUUAAGUAGAUGCAUGGUUAAACCCUUCUCCUCCCAUCAACACGUGUCCAGCUUGAGAAACCAUCUGUGCUGCUUUUGGCUAUUGGCCAGAUAAGUGAUCCAUCCUCCCAGAGGGACAGGAGACAAUAAAAGCAACACACACACACACACUCACUAGCUUUGUGAAUCAAAGGAGCACUUUACGGACAUUAUGAACUUGAACUAUGGACGCUUGGUAUCCUGCAGUGAUCCAAAACUGUCAUAACUUCUAGGAAUGCUGUUCUCCUGCCUUCCCCACCCACCUCCCAUUGGCUCAUACAUUGUUUGUUGUUUUUAAAAAAAUUGCACUACAAGUGUGUAUGUAUAUGUGUGUGUGUGUAUAUAUAUAUAUUAAUAUAUAUUACCAAGUUAGUAUAUAUUAAUAUGUAUACGAUAUAAUGUAUAGUGUAAUUGUGUUUUAUCUGUACUGUAUUUUAUGCUUGUGGGGAGAAAAAGAAAUGAACAAUCACGCAGUCUGUGUUCUCUUUAUGACAAGCAGUGAUAGGUUGAAAAUGUUCAGUACCAAUAAUAGUUUGCUUUACUUGUUUUUUUCUAAACGGAUGCGCCGUUCGAAGGUCCACACUUUCUGAAAACUCGAGGGAAAGAUCUUGAUGUUGUGUGUGUUUCAUUUUUUUCACCGUUUGUGUUUUUUAUAAAACGAACAACUUUUAUUAGCUCUUCCACUUUUUCAGAAUUCUCCCCAACCACCACCACAGCCCCCCAAUUUAAGGCAACUACAUAGCCAAAAAAGAGAAGGCAGCCUGUGUGUGUGUGUGUGUGUUUCUGUAUGGUUGUGUGUUUUCUGUGUAUUUGGGCUGAGGAUAUUGUGCCUGCAAGCAAAUGCCUGUCGGACAGACCUGUGGGAUGCCUUUUUGUGGUGAUGCCUCCUCCCCUCCCCUGUGCGCAUGUUUUUUAUAGAAUUGACCCAUUUUACAGCAGUAUUUUGUCUGUGCUAGGCUAGAAAGCAUCCUUGGCAAAUGAAACUAGGAUUUUCAUGUUUUGUUCCUUUUUGUUUUUAGAAGGCUGGGUCAAAUAUAUUUAUUUGCACAUGGUUGGUUUGCUUAUUACGUGUGUGUGUAUUUUUCCCCCCUUUAAAAAUAUGCAAGGAACAGCCUCAUUGACUUUUGAAACCAGUUUCAUAGCUCCUCGCAAUAGGUGUUGUCAGGGGGAUUCUUUAAAAAAAAAAAAAAAAACCCACCAUAUCUUCAUGUGCAUAGCCAGCACAUUUUGAUGGGAUCCAUGGCUUGCACCAGCUCUUCAUCAUCACCUCUCUAUAUUCUGCUUCUAUAGCAAUUCUGUCGUGCCUAGUGCAAAUAAAAGAUUCUCGGGCCUUUUGAACUGCUACCAUUUUCAUAAAGCACUGUCAGUCGUAGUUGUCGGCUUUGAGUCAGUGGGAAAUGCCGGCAUGGGUUUGCUGUAGCACAUUAUUAACUGAAGGGCUGCUACACUGGUAAGCUGUUUUGAUAUUUGGUUGCUGAAUUGGAUUGAUGGUCCGUUAUGAUGUUGCUCUCUGCCUUUGGUUUCUAUCGACAAGCUUUUCUGUAGCUUGACAAUUCACAUCUGCCCCAGAUGCACUAUACCAGCCUUUCCCAACCAGUGUGCCUCCAGAUGUUGUUGGACCACAACUCCCAUCAG